Messenger RNA from Salvia hispanica, 1617 nucleotides. RefSeq names its product PTI1-like tyrosine-protein kinase At3g15890. NCBI's taxonomy places the organism in Eukaryota, Viridiplantae, Streptophyta, Magnoliopsida, Lamiales, Lamiaceae. Gene Ontology annotation, biological process: protein phosphorylation. The record is from RefSeq and is a predicted model, not a curated record. Gene Ontology annotation, molecular function: ATP binding; protein kinase activity.
AGCAGUGGGAAUUUUCGAAUUCUGGAAGAGGAAAGCUCCAAUAAUCAUUCAAGCAAACUUCAAAAACAAGAGAACGACAUCUCUCUCUCUCUCUCUCUCUCCUACACAGAGCAUACCCAAUCAGCUCCAUCUUUCUCGUUAUCUCGAUUUAUUAUAAACCUCCCUACUUUUGUCAAUUCUAAUUUUUUUUCUUUGCUCAAUCGUUGUCGCAAGCAAAGCAUCUGCUCCCUCACCACGAUCGCUCUCAAAACGAAUAAAUUCUCCAUUUUGAACUUUGUAGCUUUGCUCAAGUGAUGGUUUUUCAGUCAUGGCGGCGCUAUUGAGCUUAAACAAGUUCCGGUGAAAAAUCUGCAGAAAAGGGGGGAUUCUGUUGUGUAAAGGUUUAUGGAUUUCUUCUCAUUUUUUUGCUGUGGUAGGGGUUCAGAUCGGAAAAACCAAGGGAAAAAGGAGACAGCAUGGAGGAUUUUUUCUCUGAAAGAAUUGCAAUUGGCUACAAACAAUUUCAACUAUGAUAACAAGCUUGGAGAAGGUGGAUUUGGCAGUGUUUAUUGGGGUCAGCUAUGGGAUGGUUCUCAAAUUGCUGUAAAAAGGUUAAAAUCAUGGAGUAACAAGGCAGAGGUUGAGUUUUCUGUUGAAGUCGAGAUACUUGCUCGUGUACAGCACAAAAAUUUGCUCACUUUACGCGGCUAUUGUGCUGAAGGGCAAGAGCGUCUGAUUGUCUAUGACUACAUGACCAAUCUGAGCUUACUGUCACAUCUUCACGGCCAACACUCUGCUGAAAGUCAUCUCGACUGGACAAGGCGGAUGAACAUUGCUCUCGGUGCUGCUGAGGGCAUCGUCUAUCUGCACCAUUAUGCUACCCCACACAUAAUCCACAGAGACAUCAAAGCCAGCAACGUGCUGCUAGAUUCCGACUUCAAAGCUCAAGUUGCUGAUUUCGGAUUUGCAAAGUUUAUACCCGAUGGCGCGACGCAUGUGACCACGAGGGUCAAGGGUACUCUUGGCUACCUUGCCCCAGAGUACGCGAUGUUAGGCAAGGCAUCCGAGAGCUGUGAUGUGUACAGUUUCGGCAUUCUCCUGCUCGAGCUUGCUAGUGGCAAGAAGCCACUAGAGAAGCUCAGUUCAACGAUGAAACGCCCGAUCACAGACUGGGCUCUGCCCUUGGCUUGCGAACGGAAGUUCAGCGAACUUGCAGACGCGAGGCUUGAUGGUAAGUACAACGAAGAGGAGCUGAAGAGGGUCGUCUUGGUCGGACUGAUCUGUGCGCAUAGUCAGCCGGAGAAGAGACCGACGAUGCUUGAGGUGGUGGAACUGCUCAAAGGAGACAAGGAGAAGUUUGCUGCGUUAGAGAGUGAUGAAAUGUUCAAGAGCCCUCCUGCUGCAGAUGACAGCUGUGAAUCUGUCUCAGAUGAGAAAGAACAGAAUCAAGAAAUCGAAAAUGUUUAAGGUUGGAGAUUGAGCAGUUAUCUAUGGCUUGUAAAAAUUAUUGUUUUUUUUUUCCUCUUUUCUUUUUUGUCCCAUUUGAUCGUUGAUUUUUGGUAUGAAACAGAAAUUUGUAAGUUGAAAGAAUCGAAACGAUGAUUGAGUUUGUUGUGCUUUCUUGGAUUGAUUAUUGAA